AUGCAAGGAACAAAGUGCAAAAGGAAAAAGUGCAACAGCAGGGACGAAAGCGACAGGAAGAACAGAAAGCCUGGGCGGACAGACAGAGGCACGAUGGAACCCUGGAGGGGUGCAUUCGACAAGCCCUCGCUGCCGCGCCCGAGACACGCAUCCGACGUGGCCGGCUCUGGGAGGGCCAGAGGGUUCUCUGCCCUUGGGCAACCCUCCCACGCUGGCGGGUAUACGGGCACCCAGGCACCGACUGUGACUGCGUCGUCGCUUAGCUGCUGCAGGGACGGACCACGGGCGCGCAUCGGCCACCCACCACGCGCGGACCGAGACGGCCCUCGCACUGGCCCUGCCAAGGCUCAAGCCCGGCGUUGGGAAAAAAAUUCGGGCAUCCACACCACCCUCACGGCUCCCACCUCCAGCCUAGGCCAGGUACCGCUCCGACGUCGGUGCCUGGUGCCUGAAGGAGAGUUAGCGGCAGUGGGUGGUGGUGGUGGUGGUGGUGGUGCCAUGUACCGCAUAUCGCCCGGCGCUGCCGCGGUCGUCGAGCGCCGCGCUCACUGGCCGUGUGCACCCUACCGCCCUCCCCCCCUCCUUCUUCCCGUGCCACACUGGAGGGCUCGCUCCCUGACCCCAUUACGGCCGAGGGCUGGCGUCGGUCGUGAUGGUUGCAACACCACGUCAGCGCGCGUCUCGUGGGCUCGCUGGCAGGGGAGACAAAGGACAGGGGAUGCGGCGGCCGGUCAAGUGGGUGAGCUUGUGCCAUGUCAGAGGCAAACCGGGAGGCGCGGUCGCGGGCGAGAACAUGAGCAAUCGUCCCAGUGCUGAAGAAUGCGCCCCAAUCGGGUUUUCGGUACUCGCAGAUGGGGCAAUGGGGCAGAUCUGAGAAUAACUCGCGUGGGGAAGGCAGUGGCAACGGAGAAGAAAAAAAACUCACUGCCCAAGUGCCCACAUGCCUCGUCUCGACGCCAUGCCGGGAAAAAUACCCGUCGGCCAGACA
Gaeumannomyces tritici R3-111a-1 is the source of this 988-nucleotide messenger RNA. RefSeq lists its product as hypothetical. The coding region runs from base 1 to 816 and encodes 271 amino acids. The record is from RefSeq and is a predicted model, not a curated record. The transcript has a single exon. Lineage: Eukaryota; Fungi; Ascomycota; Sordariomycetes; Magnaporthales; Magnaporthaceae.